GCCAGCUAUAUAGAUGAAAACUGCUCCGUAGUAAAAGCAAUUUGCAAGCAGAACGAAGGAUGUCAGCAUCCAACUAUCUACUGGUUGGCUACAAGCUAUUGCCAUGGUAUCAAUGGGACCGUAAGGUGCCGGGCCAUUUGAAUUGAAUCUUUCAAACCUUUCCUGGCACCCUGACACUACAUGUACCUGGUACGGCUGCACCAAGAAUACGCUGCGAUGGAAUAAGCCAGAGCCCACACAUCCCUCUACUCCGGCUUGCCACAUGAGUAUCCAUACAUCCAUACUAGCCAGCAGCCGAUACUGUACCACACUGCCCUCCGUCGAAGCCAAACCUUGGAACAUUAGCGUCAGCACCAUGGCAUCCACGUGUAAGUUUUGAAGCACGCCAGCGGGCAGGUUGAAGUGUUGGUGGCAAAGAACGCAUUUCGGUCUGGCCUUGGUCCUUUUGGAAGAAAACCCGAACAAGAAAGAAGAAAAAUCGUCAUCAAUUGAAGCCAAGUGGAGAGAGCAAUCCAAUCAUCGAGAAGGAAGGAAAGUUGCAGCAGAUAGAUCAUCUCCAAGCCCAUCACUACCAAGAGACCGCCCGCCAAUCUCUCUAGCUAGCUCGUUGCACCACAAUUGAUUUUGAGGUUGCAAGAGUGGCUGCCUCCAUCGUUCCAUUUCUUUGUUCUUUCGAAGAACAAUUAGUUUUGCAACGGAUUGCGGCUUGCCAAGCUAGUAGAGAUAGUAUUUCCUUGAAUUCAUUCCACGUAAAAGAAAACCAACAAUGCAGCUUCGGACUCUGACUACACCAACAGUCAUGGCGAUAGUCUCAAUAAUCGGAUUGACGAGUGGAAGAUUCGCCAGGGCAUUUGUCCCUGUGGCACGUCGGUCCUUGUCAACUUCCAAUGCCAGAUCCCCUCCUGCUUUGACUGCUGGUUUGCGUCGUACCAAAAAGAAUGCCGACAGUGAAUCGCUCGGUGCCCUCUUGACCAAGGUCCAAAAGGGCCGUGGCCAUUUGGCUACUUUGGCAGAAGAAACUGAAGCUACGGCAGCCGAACUACCCGAUAUUAUUUUCCCCUUGGCGGGCAGGAGCCAAAAAGACAUUUUGGGGUCUCUCGCCCGGAUGCGUUUUGCACCUUCUCCCACGGGAAGUUUGCAUGUGGGUGGAGCUCGUACGGCCUUGUACAAUUGGUUAAUGGCCAAGAAAGGACAACUGGACUUUGAAGGCUCCGAAUCGGCCUUUAUUCUUCGUGUAGAGGAUACCGAUUUGGCUCGGUCUACCAAAGAAUCCGAAGCAUCCGUUUUGGCUGACUUGCAAUGGCUGGGACUUAGUUGGGAUGAAGGCCCGGACAUGGAAGGUUGCAACUAUGGACCUUAUCGUCAGUCGGAACGAAAUGAGAUCUACGUGGCUGCUGCCAACCGUCUUUUGCAGGAAGGCAAGGCCUACAGAUGUUUCUGCACACCCGAGGAAUUGGAAGAACUCAAGGCACAGCAAGAAGCCGAGGGUAUCCCACCCCGAUAUGACAACCGCUGGAGGGAUGCUGAUCCAGAACUAGUCAACAAAAUGCUCGAUGCGGGAACACCCUUCACAGUCCGCUUCAAGGUUCCAGAUGGAGCCCGUAUUGUCAUUGAGGAUGUCGUUCGCGGCACUGUUGGAUGGGAUGCUUCCGCCACAGUUGGAGAUUUCAUCAUGCUUCGGUCCAACGGUGUCCCCGUAUAUAACUUUUGUGUAGCCAUGGAUGAUGCUCUCAUGGGCGUUACAACCGUCGUCCGUGCAGAAGAGCAUCUCACCAACACGUUGCGACAAGCUCUGAUUUUGGAUGCCCUUGGCGCUCCUCGUCCUCGAUAUGCUCACUGUUCUUUGAUCCUCGGAGAAGACAAGCAAAAGCUAUCCAAGCGUCAUGGAGCGACAUCUUGCGAUCAAUUCCGCUUGGAUGGGUUCUUGCCGGAUGCCAUGAUCAACUACUUGGCCUUGUUGGGGUGGAACGACGGAACAGACAACGAAAUCUUUACACGGGAUGAACUGAUUGAUGCCUUUGAGGUCAAUCGUGUCGUCAAGAGUCCUUCUGUAUUUGAUAUGGAAAAGCUAAAGUGGGUCAAUUCGCAGCACAUGAAAUUGCUUCCCAUUGAUGAGAUCGCAGACCUGGUCAAGGAUCAACUGGAAUGGGAGGGACUGUUGAAGGAAGGAACCUCGAUGGACGACCCCAAUGUCAACAACUUUGCCCUGGCUGCCACUGCACUUGCUAGACAAAUGAUGGAAACAACCAAGGAUGCAGCAACAAACGCACAGCAAGUUUUGGGUUACGGUCUUCCCGCCACCUAUGCUGAGCUCCAAGAUCAGCACGCAAAGAAAAUGAUUGAGAAGGGAAACUUCUACCCUUUGGCAAUGCAUCUAGUAGAGCAGUUCGAGAGUGGUGAUCUGCCUCAGCCUGACACGGAGAACUUGUUGGCCGCUUUUGGGGACGCCAUUGGUCCAGCCAAGGAAAACGUUCUGAACUGCGAGUACACAUCGACCUACCAAAAGUACAUGAAAGCAUUGGCAAAGGAAAAGGAUGUCAAGGGAAAGAACUUGUUCCACCCCGUGCGUUUGGCCUUGACCGGGGAAAUGAGUGGUCAAGAUGUAACGAAGCAGCUCUCUUUGCUUUCCAUGGCUGUCGCUGAAGAUAGUGUCAUUGACAACGAAAAAGCUGGUGUUGUUAGCUUUGCAGAGAGAAUGGAGCGGCUCAAGGCAUUCUGCGAAAGCAUUCCCGAAGAAUUCCAUGUUGCUGUCAACGACAAGGAGAAGUCGAAGAGCGCAAAGAAGGAAGCCGAGGCACAGAAAGCUAAACAGGAGACAGCUGCAGCACCAGCUGGGGCGGCAGCUGAUCCUAAGGACUCUUACGAAGGUCCACCGAUUACGGCUCUAGACAUUCGUGUUGGUGAAAUCAAGAGAGUCUGGGCGCAUGAGGAGGCUGACAAACUCUACUGUGAAGAGAUCGAUGUGGGCGAAGACGAACCCCGUCAAAUCGCUUCAGGUCUCAGACCGUACAUGAAUGCUGAAGACUUGGAAGGCAAGAAAGUGCUUGUCCUUUGCAAUCUCAAGGCACGCAAACUAGUGGGUUUUCCUAGUCACGGCAUGGUCUUGUGCGCUUCCAGCGAAGACCACACCGAUGUCAGACUGGUGAAUCCUCCCGUCGAUGCCAAGAUCGGAGAACGCGUUACCGUUCCUGACUUUGAUUUCGAAGGCGAGGACGGAGCGCCGUACGCAGAAAACAAGGUGGGCAAGAAGAAAAUCGUUGAGAAACUGGCUCCUUUCAUGGUGACCUCCAAGUAUGGUGUGCCCGAGUUCCUUGGUCGCCCAUUCCUGACCAGCGGGGGAGUUUGUACAAGUGCUAUCCCCGAUGGAACUGUUGGUUAGGCACUAGGUUCAGGGGGGCUGUCCUUUGCUACUAGCUAGCUGCAACCAGCCGUACGACGUUUGGGUGCGUACUACUCAACGAGCGAGGAUGAUUGCCCUCGGACGACUACGAGGACAACAGGUCUGCUAUUACGUGUACAUUCAUAUAGAUACAGCCGCUGCAAGAUCGCGUGCUUGAUGAGGCGAGCCAUGUGCCGACAAGAACGAGAAUCGCGUCAAAUGAGAGGACAGAGUAGUUUAGCUAGCUACUGUAGUAGGUGGUAGUAGUAUGUGGCUGUGGCCUCAACGUCGUCCUGCAUAUGCGAUCUGCUGGGGGGCUGCGUUGGUGUUGCGUGCUCCGGCCCACGUGGCUCUUGGGCCAGAUCUCCGUGACGCAAGGUGCAACCCUUGCCUUCAGCUGGUACGUACUUUGGAGCUGGGGAUGCUCUGGAUUGUUUUACGCCCGUACUCGACUGUAGUGCGUACCGUAUUAGACUGGUAGUACCACUGCUCCGAAGCGCCCAAUCCUUUGUCGAAAGAAGAAAGCAGAGCUAAUGCGCGUCUUAAUCAAUGAAACAGUCACUCGCUUGCCAAGGAGAGGAUUCCGGAAGACAGCUUUUGGUUUUAGGUAGAUGCGGUAACAUAUGAUUUUGACUUGAAACUUUAUAGCAGCCAAUAUCCUUAACCCUUUGUUUACCGUAACUACCAGUAUAUCGCGAUUCCUGCACUUUCUCAUACUUUGUAUCAGCAAU
Molecule: messenger RNA, 4110 nt
Organism: Seminavis robusta
Lineage: Eukaryota; Bacillariophyta; Bacillariophyceae; Naviculales; Naviculaceae
Source: the annotation of a GenBank genome assembly